UUCUAUCAUUUAACAGUCAGAGCUCAUCACUUAACAGUGAGUGCUCUGCUAAGCUGCGCGUAACUGUUGCCUUUUGUUUUGUUCGUUUUUUAACAAAUCGAAUGAAAUAUCUUUGUUUAUCACGGAUUUUCAAUAUCGUAUUGAAUUUCUUCACGUGCGGAUUGGUGGCAGAUCACUUGACGGAGCAACUUAACCCGUAAAACCGCCUGAAAAGAGCUCUUCCUCUUGGAGACUGGGAUGUGCGCAAAUCAUUUAAAUUUUGGACACUUCCGUGUGAUUCGGAUUCCUCGGGUGUCCAUUCCAUUGCUAGCCUUAUCAAAGGGUCAACCUGUCAAGGAGUAACCAGUGGAAUUCUAUUUUGGCAGCGAUAUGUUCGCUUACACCCACGUCUUAUGGCUCCUUCUGCUUCUUGUGGCAAGCGCAUGCGCGCGGCCAGAAACAACGCAGGACCCACCGCCCCAUGGCGAGCACUUCUCUCUACGUCCCCAAUCUCGUGCGUCGCUGGAGGAAAGUGCGCAGGGGACAGGCAUACUUGAUCCCAUCUUGAGGGCUGAUAAUGUUGCAGCAAGCGAAACUACCACGCCAUUUACUCUGGCCGAGAUGACGGCGCAAAGUACGUCAAAUGCAGGAGUUGUAACAGAAACGACAACAACAACAACAACCACGGUCUCGACCACGUCUACGACAUCUACCUCGACGACUUCGGCCGCUCCCCUACCGCCAGCUGCUCCUGAGCAACCGGAGUACCAGAAACACUGCUUUUACGCCGAGGAGCAGCUAUGUGGACACGCUUUCGACGGACGAACGGAUGGCAUCGAGGGCCAGGCCUUGACACCGCAGCAAUCGGAAUCUCAGAAUAGAGGAGCACAGGGAAAUAGUCAAUGCCAGUGUAAGGAGCACCCGACGAGACCCAACUCCUGGUAUUGCUGCAACAUAUCACAACUGACGAUGAUCUCGAGCUGCAGUAAUACAUCAAAGUGGAUCAAUCUGCAUGUGCGCAACAUGACUAUGGAGGACAUGGACCUGUCCAAUCCAAUUUUCCGAUCGCUGCAAUCCCUUGCCGUUACGGACGGCAAUAUCACGCGACUGGUGAACGCUUUUCCCCGACUUUCUGCCCUGAAAUGUCUGAACAUAUCGAACAAUAAUAUCUCAGAGAUCCAUUCGCGGGCAGUCAAAGAUGUGCCCCAUCUAGAGUUCUUUGGCAUGUCAAACAACAAUCUGUCGCUGGUGCCUCAUCGGAAUCAGAACAAGAACAUUACGCUGGAUAUCAGUGGCAAUAUGCGAAUGUUAUGUACCCCGCUGAAUGAAAUCAUCUACAACGAAUCCAUCAACUUCCUGAAACCCCAGCACUCGUACUGCCAAUACAAUGCCACCCGUACAUGGUUCCAAUCUACGGACAAGGUAUCCGUGGAGCAGCUGGUGAACAGAAAACGAUGUUUGACCAACUGUCCGGUGAUCCCAAACUACGGCAGCUGCAAUUGCACAAUGGAAAACAGCAUGAUCAUACAGGAUAAUCAGUCAAAGCCCCAGUGUCAUGUCGACUGCUCCAACUUGGGACUGGUGGAGCUGCCGAAAAGAUUGCCGGACAACACGUUUAUGCUCAAUAUUACCAACAACAAGAUUACCAGCCUGGGCGAUUACUUCCAGACGAAUCCCACCUACCAUAACAUCAACCGACUUUUGGCUGACAACAACCAGAUAUCCUCCAUUUACGAGUUCGAAGGUACCAAGUUCAUCGAAACCUUCCAGCGCAUCUACAUGCGGAACAAUUCACUGAGCAAGAUUCCAGAGUAUUUCCUAAACAAUGCCCUGAUGGACUCGGGCCUGGGUCGUCGUAUCUACUUGGCUGGCAAUAAGCUACAGUGCGACUGCAACUCGGCCAAAACGUUGCAAAACUGGCUAAAGGAGCGCAGCUCUGACAUACCCGACUACAUGGAGAUACGCUGUCGUAAUAUACCCCAGAGAGUCAUUGAGUUGGAGGAGGCCAAGUUGUGUCAAUCCCCACCCGACUGGACGGAUUAUAUUUACUAUUUGAUUGCCGCCGAGGUCAUGUUAUUAUUAGCACUAAUUGCCAAGGUGUCCUACGACUAUAGGGUCUUCAAGACCGCCGGCUAUCUGCCAUGGCCAGCUAGCAAGAUGCCCAAAUUACCCUGCGAUUGGCUGUGCGAAUCUUAGAGUUGUUUUUUUUUUUUUUUUCAUAGAGAGCGAAAGUAGGUUGACUAGGUCUUAGUUCGACCAUGACACAAUCGCAUGACAGAAGAACGUAUAUCUUCGUACGUGUUUUACCUAUCCGACUUUGGAACAUUGUGCCUUCUAUAUAGAUAUAUAUAUACAUAUAUACAUAUGUGAACGAUUUUUGUUGUUUUUUAGAGUUAAGAACUGUAUGGAUGUACUUGUCGUAAUGUUGUGGGUGAAUCUGGAAAUAUAAACAGAGUAAUGUUUGGAUUA
Molecule: messenger RNA, 2448 nt
Organism: Drosophila eugracilis
Lineage: Eukaryota; Metazoa; Arthropoda; Insecta; Diptera; Drosophilidae
Gene: hfw
Product: protein halfway
Exons: 4
Coding region: 370-2175 (601 amino acids)
Cellular component (GO): voltage-gated potassium channel complex
Molecular function (GO): transmembrane transporter binding; potassium channel activator activity; voltage-gated potassium channel activity
Source: RefSeq, a predicted model, not a curated record